CUCACCUACAUCAUCCUUUUGUGCACAGCGCGCCGCGGGCUGAUAUCUCUGCGCUCUGCCCAGCUGUCACCUCCGGCAUUGGUCCACCGAGCAGACACACGUAGGCACGUUUCCGACCAACCCCCUUUUUUUUUUUUUCCUCCUCCGGCUGACUACAGAGCCGGCGAGCGGCGGGACAGCCAAGGCAGGCAAGCAGGCAAGGCAGGCAGCGACGUUCCGCUGCAAGAGCAGCUCGGACCGGACGGUCAGGACGAAGGUUUUUAAAAGCGACAGGCCAAAGUACAUGCAGCCAGACUUCAGAUUACGUCUGUGGAGAGUUUGAUCACUCCCAUGGUUUACAGGGAAGGAGUCAAGCAAACAACAGUGUCUUUGUCUGCAGCCAAGUGUGAGGUUGUGCUGAGUCCCCGUUAUUGUGUGCGACAGCACCAUGGCAGCUAUGGGACCGGAGAACGGUGCUGGGUCGGGGCCGGGCGGGACGGCGGCCCACCGGGCGGGACGGCAGGGCGGCGCGUCUGCAGCAACGCACAGCAACGGCGAGCUCAGAGGCCAGCAGACUCUGGUGCAGACUCACAGCUGCGUCCAGCCUGACAAGGCGCUCGGCCAUCAUCCCAGGACCAAGGCGGCGGGCUGGGGCAGCUUUGCUGCUCCGCUGCAGAGCGUGGGAGCUGCCGCGCACCUGAGCAACGUGCCAACCAGAGCGGAGGCUCCGUACAGCUUCCGGAGCGCGGAGUCUGUGGAGAUGGACGAGAUAAUGGCGGCCAUGGUUCUGACCAGUUUGUCCUGUAGCCCGGUGGUGCAGAGCCCUCCACAGACGGAGCCGGGUCCAGGUCUGACUUCCUUUCGUGCUGGAUCGUGCUCGUCUGUGGACAUGGAGAGCGGCGGCGGCGAGCUCUCGGACAGCGGCAGCAGUGGCUACUGGAGCUGGGACCACGGCAGCGUAAGCCCCGCCCCCUCGCCGUCCGUCACCGAGGUCGACAGCAGCCCCGAUGAAGGCCUGCACAUGGAGCUGGAGCAGGGCGGGGAGCUCACUGCCAAAAAGCCAAAGAGCUCUCUGCGAUGCGUGUAUAGGUGUCUGUGGCCCAGUUGCGGCAAAGUGCUAACGUCUUCUGUUGGAAUAAAAAGACACAUCCGUGUGAUGCACCUGGGCACUGGAUCGGAUCAGUCCCAGAGAGAGGAGGACUUCUACUACACCAAGAUCUGCUGCGAGACCAUGGAGGCCGGUCCUGCUCCGGGGCCAGCCCAGCAGACUCCAGGCCAGGCCCCUCCUGCUCUCCUCAGCUGGGCCUCGUGCGCUUCCCCCUCGGGCUCCGAGCUCCAGGUCCACGUGGCCCACAGGCCCAGGUCCAACUCCAGCUCUUUGCCGGGUCCCAGCAGGCCCUGCCCGCUCAGCCAGUCGGCCCCCAGCAGCUUCUGGCAGAUCCACACCGAGCAUCUCUAUCAGGCCUGCAGCCCUGUCCAGGUAUCUGUGGCCCCCAAAAACGUGUGCAAUCAGGGCUGGACCCCCACGCCCUCAGCAUCCGGCCAUAGCAACACUCCGAUGGUGAAACCUCGCUGCCGCUCGGUCAGCGUCGGGGAGCAGUGGCUGCAGCAGAACAGGCUGCAGCCGAUGAGCGCGUCGCCCUCCCGCACCCACUGCUCCUUCAGGAAGGGCCGCGGAGAGGCCAAGAAGUGCCGCAAGGUGUACGGCGUGGAGCGCAAGGACCAGUGGUGCACCGCCUGCCGCUGGAAAAAGGCCUGCCAGCGCUUCCCCGACUAGUGGCAGCCGGCUGACCAAGGGAGCAAACUGGACGGACGGAUGGAUGAGUGUGGACAGAGACUUUUAUCAAAAGAGAAGAUUAUAAACCAGGGCCUAAGAGCCAUCAAGAAAAACAAACUUCUUGUGUUUUCCUCUUAUUUUUUUUUUCUUUCCUAAAAGGAAUGCAGAUGGACCUUUUAUGUAUCUUUGUAUCUUGAUCCUGAAAACUGAAGUUUGCGAUGGUGCUGUUGACUGACUUUGACCAUGUGAUGUGCUAAGCCCUCUCUUCCUUUUUUUUUUUUUUUUAAUCCAAAGGUCUUAUUACUGCCCUUGUAGCUCCACUGUAUCCUCACACUGCUACCUGGCUGUCUCCUUUCUUCCAGUCUUCUCUUCCAGUGGUUACACCGUGAUUAUGAUGUACAUUAUAUCGUGUGCUCUGAGUUCCGUACGAACAUUUUAUACCUUUUUAGUUUUUUUUUUUUUUUUUUUAUCGUCUCGUUUAGCCCGUGUACUGGGCCGACUGUUUUAUUUUUAAUUUUAUUUUUUUUUAAAUGUUUUUGGCACUUUGUUGGAAAAUUCUCUCACAAGAAUAAGCUACAUUUGGUUUGACUCAGCCAAGUUCCUUCCAUGAAGCUGAUUUCCUUCCUGCCCACGCGUCGGCACACAACCAGUGUUAGCGGUUUUACCCGUGAAGGCAUGUCUGGAGUCGCGGCGGUGGGGAAAAGCGGCAGGGGAAUGAGUUUGUACUAUAGGAAAUAUAUUGUCCAACACAAUAAAAAAGCACUGAGAAUUUC
Fundulus heteroclitus (mummichog) is the source of this 2529-nucleotide messenger RNA. It is a transcript of the gene znf395b, whose product is annotated as zinc finger protein 395b. The transcript has 11 exons. Gene Ontology annotation, molecular function: RNA polymerase II cis-regulatory region sequence-specific DNA binding; DNA-binding transcription factor activity. Gene Ontology annotation, biological process: regulation of transcription by RNA polymerase II. Gene Ontology annotation, cellular component: nucleus. NCBI's taxonomy places the organism in Eukaryota, Metazoa, Chordata, Actinopteri, Cyprinodontiformes, Fundulidae. The coding region runs from base 428 to 1756 and encodes 442 amino acids. The record is from RefSeq and is a predicted model, not a curated record.